Messenger RNA from Penicillium verhagenii, 486 nucleotides. RefSeq lists its product as uncharacterized. NCBI's taxonomy places the organism in Eukaryota, Fungi, Ascomycota, Eurotiomycetes, Eurotiales, Aspergillaceae. The record is from RefSeq and is a predicted model, not a curated record. Bases 1 to 486 code for a protein of 161 amino acids. The transcript has 4 exons.
AUGGGGAAGUCCAAUACUUUGACACACGAGGAGAUCUGGGAUGAUUCUUCUCUAGUGCGAUCGUGGGACGAUGCAGUGGAGGAGUACCAGCUCUAUCACAGUAUUCAUGCCAAGGGCGAGAAUGUCGAAGAUGUUCUGAAAGAGGCAGAAGAAACAGGCACUGCCGAAGAGUUUCCUGCUGUCGAGGGUGCUGAUCAAGUCGAUAUCCAAGAUGGCUCCAUGGAGGUCGAUACUGGCGAUUCACUUGCAGAUGUCACGGCCGACCAGUCCGAAGCAAAGGUUGCCGCUGCCCAGUCUGCGCCAGAAGGAGGAAGCGCCGCCGCUGAGGGCCCAAAGGUUCCCGCGGGGGCCAUGUCGAUGCCUGAGCCGCUCUUAGCUCAAGUCCAAGAUGAAAGCUUGAAGCGUCUCAUGAUGGCCUGGUAUUAUGCAGGGUACUACACUGGCCUCCAUGAAGGACAACAACAAGCCACCCAGGGAAAGAACUGA